UAGAUGGGCGGCCUCCGCCGCACUCGUUAUCUCAUCGACCACGUGGCCGGGAAAUAGCAACUCCAUGGCUUCGUCAGCCUCCGUCGCCGCCGCCUCGCCGCCUCACCUCCGUCGCCGCCUCUGCCCCCUCGUCCCCCAAGCCCACCUCUCCCGGAGCCCUAAACCCAAUGCAUUCCUCCGCCGCCGCUCCUUCCUCCUCUCCUCCUCCUCCUCCGCCGCCGCCGCCGCCGCUGCCGCUGCAUCCCUCCUCCUCUUCCCCCAACCCGGCGCCGCCGACACCGACGCCCCUGCCCUCGCACCGGCCCCUUCCCCCGCCCAGCCGCAGUCCGGCAUCGUCACCGACCGCGUCUUCAUGGACUUCGGCCUCUGCCCGAGCUACCUCGCCUCUGAUCGCCCUCUCGGCUUCGACCUCGCCGCCUGCCCCGACUCGGAGCCCCUCGGCCGCGUUGUCUUCGGCCUCUACGGGAAGCUCCUCCCACAGACUGUCGCCAACUUCAAGGCCGUCUGCGCCGCCGUCGCGUACCGGGGGACCUUCGUCCACAAGAUUCUCCAGGGUCAAUUCUUCGUCGCCGGCCGCCAGGGGCGGAAGGAGAAGGGGGGGGUUCGGCCGCCACCGGGACUGGUGCGGAACGUGGAGACCGUCGAUCCCAAGGCGUUUCAGCUGAGGCACUCGAGGCCGGGAACUCUGUCUCUGUGCUUGUCGGAGAACGACGACGACGACGCCGUCAAACUUGAACCCGACUACCACAAUGUCGAGUUCUUGGUGACGACCGGGCCUGGACCAUGCCCGCAGCUCGACAACGAGAACAUUGUCUUUGGCACUGUGCUUGAAGGGAUGGAUGUCAUCACCAACAUAGCUACGAUCCCCACGUAUAAGCCAGCUGAAAGGAUUCGCCAAUUCAAUGAUUUUGCACAGUUCAUCGGUGAUGAGCGAGCUCAGAUAGCUCGCACAAUGUGGAAUCGGCCGCUAAAAACAGUGUACAUCAGUGACUGCGGAGAGCUGAAAGUGGCAACACCUUCACUUUCUCCCAGCUUACCUUAGAAAACUACUCUUAUAGAGGGACUUGAACUUGUGCCAUGAAAUAUACUUCCGUAUUUUUCUUUAGAAAACAAUAUAUCGAAUCUUACAUAGGAGUCAUUUAGUGGACACAGAUUUGUCUGCCAUCCGAGAUGGAUCAGAAGAAAUUAUAGAAUGUAUUAUUUGUUGAUAUACCAAAUCGAUUUUUCUUUCUUUUCUUUACAGUAAAACUAGCCAUUUAUCUCGA
Messenger RNA from Musa acuminata subsp. malaccensis (wild Malaysian banana), 1265 nucleotides. RefSeq names its product peptidyl-prolyl cis-trans isomerase CYP28, chloroplastic. Gene Ontology annotation, cellular component: chloroplast. Gene Ontology annotation, biological process: protein peptidyl-prolyl isomerization. Lineage: Eukaryota; Viridiplantae; Streptophyta; Magnoliopsida; Zingiberales; Musaceae. The record is from RefSeq and is a predicted model, not a curated record. Gene Ontology annotation, molecular function: peptidyl-prolyl cis-trans isomerase activity.